Molecule: messenger RNA, 270 nt
Organism: Drosophila ficusphila
Lineage: Eukaryota; Metazoa; Arthropoda; Insecta; Diptera; Drosophilidae
Gene: inaF-A
Exons: 1
Coding region: 1-270 (89 amino acids)
Source: RefSeq, a predicted model, not a curated record
AUGGCCUCAGCUGCGGUGGAAAAAUCGGAGGAUCCGGAGGCGAAGGACGAUGUUACCCUGCCCAAGGAGCAACCACCUCCAGCGUUCUUCGAAACGAAGACCUUCCGGAUAAUCUCGAUUUUUCUGUAUCUGGGAGGGAUCAGUGGAUUGGGCAUGGUGCUGGCCUUAUACUAUCUUAUCUUCUUCGACUCCGAAAUGCCGGAGAUCCACCUCAAGUUCCCCGUCUCCAUUGGCGGCCAUCCGGUGCAGAAGUUGCACGACUACCAGUGA